Messenger RNA from Carassius auratus (goldfish), 3960 nucleotides. Its product is annotated as potassium voltage-gated channel subfamily H member 8-like. Gene Ontology annotation, biological process: potassium ion transmembrane transport; regulation of membrane potential. The record is from RefSeq and is a predicted model, not a curated record. Gene Ontology annotation, molecular function: voltage-gated potassium channel activity. The transcript is spliced from 9 exons. Lineage: Eukaryota; Metazoa; Chordata; Actinopteri; Cypriniformes; Cyprinidae. Gene Ontology annotation, cellular component: plasma membrane. Bases 129 to 2597 code for a protein of 822 amino acids.
UUCAAUAUCUUUGUGUUUAGUACUUUGGAGUUCAUCUGCUGAAAACAGUUCGCUUGUUACGGCUUCUACGCUUGCUGCAAAAGCUGGAGCGCUACUCCCAGUACAGCGCAGUGGUACUCACAUUACUCAUGUCCAUGUUUGCCUUGCUGGCACAUUGGAUGGCCUGUGUCUGGUAUGUCAUCGGCCGCAGUGAGAUUGAGAACAACAGCCCUGGUUCCUGGGACAUUGGCUGGUUGCAUGAGCUGGGUAAACGUCUGGGCACCCCCUAUUUUCUGUCCCCUCUUGCAUCCCUCAUUCCUGAUUCGCUGCGCCCCACCAUCUUGGAUGGACUGGUGGUCAAUUCAAGCCAGUGGAAUGGCACUGAUGUGGUGGGACAUGAGUCUGUGUGGAACUUGAGCCAAUGGAACACAACAGGAGCAGGGCCGAUGGGCACUUCAGAUGCAGGAAAGACUGGAGCAGUACUGGGAGGCGGGCCCUCUAUUCGGAGUUCAUAUGUGACUUCGCUGUACUUCGCUUUAAGCAGUCUGACUAGCGUGGGCUUUGGCAAUGUCUCAGCGAAUACUGACUCAGAGAAGAUCUUCUCUAUUUGCACCAUGCUGAUUGGAGCACUCAUGCACGCUGCGGUCUUCGGUAAUGUGACGGCCAUUAUCCAAAGGAUGUACUCACGCCGCUCGCUCUAUCACACUCGUACCAAAGACCUCAAAGAUUUCAUCCGCGUGCAUCGACUUCCCAAGGCCCUUGCGCAGCGCAUGCUGGAGUGCUUUCAGACGACAUGGUCUGUCAACAAUGGCAUCGAUGUCAGUGAGCUUCUGAAGGACUUCCCAGAUGAACUGCGGGCUGACAUUGCCAUGCACCUGAAUAAAGAGCUGCUCCAGCUGCCUCUGUUUGAAUCGGCCAGUCGAGGGUGUUUGCGCUCGCUGUCGCUCAUCAUCAAAACCUCUUUCUGUGCUCCAGGAGAGUUCCUCAUUCGCCAGGGUGACGCUUUGCAGGCCAUCUACUUUGUCUGCUCAGGCUCAAUGGAAGUGCUCAAGGACAACACUGUGCUAGCUAUACUGGGAAAGGGGGACCUGAUCGGAUCGGACUCGCUGACGAAAGAGCAGGUGAUAAAGACCAACGCAAACGUGAAAGCACUGACGUAUUGUGACCUGCAGUACAUCAGCCUAAAGGGACUGCGAGAAGUUCUGCGCCUCUAUCCUGAAUAUGCCCAGAAGUUUGUCAGCGAAAUUCAGCACGAUCUCACCUAUAACCUGCGGGAGGGCAGUGGAGCUGACCUGGACUGGGAAAGCAACGGUGGUCUGGUGAAGAAACUUCCUGCUAUCCGUGAAGAUGAGGAGCAUGAUGAGGAGCAGCACUCAGUAUCAAGGGCCUCACGUUCUCCCCUUCGCCUGACCCGGGCCCUAAGCUCCCCCCUGAGAUCGCCUCUUCUCCCCCCUCGCCCCUUCCGCCCUCCGUCAGACCACACGCGACCCGCCACCCUCCAGAUCCCUGUGGUCAGUUUCAGCAGUGCUCCUCCAGAACUCAGCCCCAGGUUUGUGGAUGGCAUAGAGACAGAAAGCAAUUCAAGCUCAACACAAAGGUUUGAGUUCGGUCCCACCCUACCUCAGAGCGGUCCCCCAUCCCCUUCUCCAGUGAACCAGGAGCAGCUGGAGACCAAGCAGAGCAUCACCAAACUGAGUGAGGAGAUGACUAGUCUAUCCCAGCAAGUCUCUCAGCUGAGCAAAGAGCUACAGGAAAUGACACGUCUCCUCAGGCCCUUGCUUGUCAUUGGAUCUCAACCUCUCCUGACAGCCGUCAGUCCAACAAUGCCUCCAUCUCCCAGCAGUCACAGCGGUCCAACAAUAUCCACACCACCAGCUCCUUCGCCCACAACCCCAUCGUCUGCACCGCUCAGACCAACUUGUUCCCUAUUGGACAGCGCAGACACUGGGAACAUUGGCUUGCUCAGCUGUCUCAUACCCUCCAGCCCCCCGCAGAGAACUCAAGCACAGGCUCAGGCAGGCUGUUCAAGCGGAUCUUCCUUGCCAGUCCUUCUUUCUCCAGUUAAAGCCCAAACGGAGGGAGAAGGCAUCCAGGCAGCUUCAGCCCUGCCACUGCAAACCAGCCAUCCUGCAUCCCCAUCUCUAACCUUUUCAUUCUCGCUCCCUACAUUCCGCUCCCAGUCUACUUCCUGCUCUCCCUGCCAGGGUCCUCACCGACCUGCCAGUCACAGCAGAGGUUUGCUACCUCAACCCCCCUCACAGGACACCCCACCUCCACCCCCCUCUCAUUGCUCUGCACCACCCUCGAUUCAUAACUCCCCUGGUGACGACAGGCAGGGGAUCAGUCCAUUUCCCUCAUCCCCUUCCUCCACUGCGCUUGCCCCUAGGGUCCAGCCACGGUCGUCCACCACUCCUCCUUGUCCGCACACCUCCCUACCCUUGCCCUGCUCCCUUGACGCCCUUCCUGAAACCCAGGCCUCUUUUGGCACCUCACGGUCCCCGCAGAACCUCAGGCCGGGACCUCCUCAGUUAGAGUUUGAGAUGCAAGAAUGGGCUGCAGGAGGGAGGCCUUCCACAGAGCAUAUCAGCUUCAUAGAUGAAGAGGGACCAGCACUGUGAGAGACUGAAAGAUAAAGACUAUGACUAGUUGACUUAACAAAUAAGGGAUCGGUGAACUGGGCCAACUACAAUUACCCCAACACACCUACAUUCUGAAUGACAGACAAAACUGAUUGCUGUUCCUUCAGGACGACACUCUUGUAAUUGGACAGAUUGUGGCUCUGUUCCAAACCCCAGUGAGCUAUCUACUUAUAAAUAGCAUUUUUAGGCAUCGUAGGCUUAGGCAUUUAGGUUUAAAAAAUCAGUUUAAGAUUAAAUUACACAACAAGGACGUGAAUGCAGUUUACAAGUCGGAAUCUUGUAUUUGUUGUAAUAUAAAAAUGUCAGGAAUGCAAAUUUGUUCACAGCAGACUCCAGUUCAUUUUAGCAUGCUGCUAACGCUAACAGAACUAGUCAACAAAGAAAAGUAUUGAUGGGAACAGUUCCACCUAAGUUUAAGUUAAAAUGUUUAGUCUAAUAUUGUGUCUCAGACUCUACUGGAAUCAACUGUGAACGGGUAUCUUAUAUUGCUGAUUAGGCUAAUGUGUUAUGAUUGUUUUUUAGUAUGAAUAUGGGAACUUAUCAGCUGGUCAGGCUGAAAGAAGCUGUUUUUCAGCAAGGAAACUGCUACUCAUGAAAGCGGUUUCAAUUUGGUCAUCUAUGGAGUUGUAGCUGCCAAUGUAGACAGCUUACAAUAAGGCAGCUUACUAUGAUUUGGAACAGAGUCACUGUGGUAUACACCACUUGGGAGCCCCUCAGUACCUGACACCAGCCAGUUACUCUCCUCUGAGCACAACUUCAUGGAGUUCCUCUUCUAAAGGCAUUACAGUCAACAUAAAGCAUGGUGACCAAAACCGCGAAAAUCACACUGUGGUCAUACCUUGCUAUGGGAAUUUAAUAUAACAAGUAAAAGUGCAAUGAUUACCUUGCAUGGCUGUGCACUAAUCAUGCACAGAAUAUAGGACAUGUCAGGUGGUGUUUCUUAUCUCUUUAUUACCAAAACAAUGUUUUUACUUUACAAAUUACCCACCUUAUGAAUCGAGUUCAUAUUUGAAUUUCCAGAAUUGAUAAAUUAAUGAGGUGUCACAACACAUUAUCCAUAAUACUUAAUUUUUUCAUCCGGUCUGUCCCAAGCCACUUAACACAUUCACUAGCCAGAAUCGUGAUGAGUUGCAUAUUUAGUCAGAUUGGAGACCUUGGGAAAUGCCUGUCCUCCACUUCUAAAAAAAUGAUCCAUUUCAGUUAGUUUAUAGAUGUAUUCAUUACAUUCAGUCCGAACAAAUAUAAUUAAGAGCUGAAAGUGUAACACUUUGUCACAUGCACAUAUACAACCAGGGUCCAAAAUUAACUUUUGCAACACCUGCAUAUAGUGGAUGAAUUUAGA